AGAGGAUGCUGCUGCGGGCAGGGGCUGCCUCCCGGGCCUCCAGCGGCGGCAUCCUCAGCCCUGGCGAUGCAGGCACCACCCCCCGCCCCUGGUGAGCCGCAGUGCUCCAGGAGGGGCCCCCGCUAGCCCCAGCCCAGCCCGUGCAUUCAGCUCCGGCGAGGAAGGGAUGGGAGUGAGGGCAGCUGUUCCUGUCCCCUGCUCAGCAGCAGGAGAGUCAAUGCGGCAGCCUCCCCACUGAAGGAGCAGUGGGCAAAGCCAGUGCGGUUGCCUGAGGACACUGGGAGGCUGCCCUGCUCCUCCUCCUCUCCCGCUUGCAUUGCCUGCUCUUGCAUUCAUCCCGUUAGGAACACCCCAGCCCAGCCCCUGGAUUCCCUCUGCAAGGCUCAGCCAUGGGGGCGCUGACCAGCAGGCAGAACGCAGGGGUGGAAGAGGUGGACAUCCCUUCUAAUUCAGUCUACAGAUAUCCUCCUAAAUCCGGGAGCUACUUUGCCAGCCAUUUCAUCAUGGGAGGUGAGAAGUUUGACUCCACGCACCCGGAGGGCUACCUCUUUGGAGAGAACAGUGACCUGAACUUCCUGGGAAACAGACCUGUAGUGUUUCCUUACGCCGCCCCACCCCCCCAGGAGCCGGUGAAGACACUCAGGAGUUUAAUCAACAUCCGCAAGGACACGCUGCGCCUAGUCAAGUGCACGGAGGAAGUGAAGACCCCUGGCGAGGAAGUCAGCAAAGCCAAGGUCCACUACAACGUGGAGUUCACCUUUGACACUGACGCGCGAGUGGCCAUCACCCUUUAUUACCAGGCUACCGAAGAAUUCCAGAACGGAGUAGCCAGCUACCUCCCCAAAGACACCAGCUUGCAGUCAGAGACGGUCCAUUACAAACGAGGGGUGUGCCAGCAGUUCUGCGUCCCCUCCCACACCGUCGAUCCUUCCGAAUGGGCAGAAGAGGAGCUGGGCUUUGACCUGGACCGAGAGGUGUAUCCCAUGGUGGUGCAUGCCGUCGUGGACGAGGGAGAUGAGCACCUCGGCCACUGCCACGUACUGCUGGCGACAUUUGAGAAGCAUGCAGAUGGUAGCUUUUGUGUGAAGCCCCUCAAGCAGAAACAAGUGGUGGAUGGAGUUAGCUACCUCCUUCAGGAGAUCUAUGGGAUCGAGAACAAAUACAACACGCAGGACUCCAAGGUGGCUGAGGACGAGGUGAGCGAUAACAGCGCCGAGUGCGUGGUCUGCCUCUCGGAUGUGCGGGACACUCUGAUUCUACCCUGCCGCCAUCUUUGCCUCUGUAACACUUGUGCGGACACCCUGCGUUACCAAGCCAACAACUGCCCCAUCUGCAGGCUGCCAUUCCGAGCCUUGCUCCAGAUCCGAGCAAUGAGGAAAAAACUUGGCCCUCUCUCUCCAACCAGCUUCAGCCCAAUCAUCGCCUCCCAAACGUCCGAUUCUGAGGAGCACUCGUCUUCUGAGAACAUUCCUCCUGGCUACGAGGUAGUGUCUCUGCUGGAAGCUCUCAACGGGCCCCUCACUCCGUCCCCGGCCGCCCUUCCGCUGCACGGGCUUGGGGACAGCCACGGGGCAGGGAUGUUGCCGUCGUAUGGCAGCGACAGCCACCUGCCUCCCAUCAGGACGCUCUCUCCCCUUGACCGCUUGUCGGACUGUGGCAGCCAAGGGCUCAAACUCAAGAAGAGCCUAUCAAAGUCAGUUUCCCAGACUUCCUCGGUCCUGCACGAAGAAGAUGAUGAGAAGUCCUGCAGCGAAUCAGAAAUCAGGAUUUCCAGGAGGAAGUCUCCUCAUCAGCAUGAGGAGGAAUAUGGUAUGACACCAGAGAGUGAAAACCUCACCUUGUCCUCCUCGGGAGCAAUAGAUCAGUCUUCGUGCACAGGAACCCCUCUCUCCUCCACCAUCUCCUCCCCAGAAGAUCCUGGCAGCAGCAGCCUGGCCCAGUCCAUCAUGUCCAUGGCCUCCUCCCAAAGUCAGCACUCCCAGAUCAGCACCGACACCAUGUCUUCCAUGUCUGGCUCUUAUGUCGCUCCAGGCACAGAGGAAGAGGGGGACAUGCUCCCAUCCCCUGCUGCUGCCAGUGGGAUUCCUUCAGAAGGAGAGUCAACCCCUGUGGAAUCUCCAGAUAGGAAUUUUGUCAGUAUCUCUGCGGAGGAGCGAGACGCGGAGGGGAACGACGUCAUGGAGGAAGAGGACGGAUCUCCCACCCAGGAAGACGGCCAGAGGACAGGUGCUUUCCUAGGUAUGGAGUGUGACAAUAACAAUGACAUUGACAUCGCGAGCGUGAAAGCGCUGGACAAUAAGCUGUGCUCUGAGGCCUGCUUCCCUGGUAUCAAGGGGUCAGAUGACAAUGCCCUGACCCGCAGACCAGCCCAGAGGCACCAUCUGCCUUCCAGCAGCAUCAACCUGGAAGAGGAGGAAGAUAUGCAGUGCAUGAUGGGCCCGCUGGCUGUCUGAAGAGACUCCACCCUCUCUGGGACUGCAUGCUCAUUCCAGCAUCACACUGGAGGGAGGGCAAAGCCCCCCCCCCACCACACUUCCCCAGCACUAAAGAAACGCAGAGCAGCAGCUCUGUGGGCAUUAACACCUCAAAUCCAGCCGAUGUAGCGAUACUGAUUUUUACACAAUUGAACUGGACGUCUCAUUGCUCCUCUCUGUGGACCCUUUCCCGAUAUUUAUGCUAAGACAAACUGGGCUCACCGUGAUCACAGCAGAACCGGUUUUGUUUGAAUUAAGGAAGAGUGGCUACCCAGGUCUGAGGCUUUCCAGUCUCCUCCUGACAUCUAUCCACGUGCUGUAGCCAAGGGCUAGUUGGUUCUCUCUCCGCCCACUCCUGUCCUCUUCAAUGUGGUGACCAGGGAAUAGGGGAGGAAAGAGCUGAUGUUUUGCGCCCUUCCCCCACUCCUGCCUCUUCUCUCCAGUCUUCACUGAUAGUUUGAGCCUCUAGCUUCUCAGCUGGGCCCCAGGGCAGCGCUGAAAGGUCUGCGUGCGUGACCCCGCAGGAGAUGUUCCAGGGUGGGAGGUCUGCAUGACAGCGAGGGCCUCCCUCCAGGGAAGUGGGGGAGGGGAACGAGCGUUCGUCUCCGGGUUGGAGAGGUGGGUGCCGCCUGCACUUGGCAGUUGGUUAAGAGAGGAGCAUGACUGGGAGCAAGCCUACCUGCCCAUGGGCAGGCUCUCCCUCCGUGUCCAUCUGCAUGUAGCUCACAUUCAUCUACCUCGCAAGCGUGCAGUAUCCACCUCGCUCGCUCAGCUACACGCAUUCUGCCGGUGUAAGUUUCCCUAAGGCCUGAGCCAUGUAAGGCUAAAUCCUGAUCUCGUUAAAGUCAAUGGGAACGUGGCCAUUGCCUUCAGUGGGACCAGGAUUCGGCUGCCCGUGCUCGUGAUGAUCCUCCGAGGGGCAGGCUCGCACACACCCAUGGGGACAUCUGUGCUGGUGCAUGCAAGCAGGUGAGCUUACAAAUGAGAGCUGGCAUACCUGAGUAGGUGCACUUAAGCGUGCAAAAGACUGUGCAUAUGUAGGCUUGUGUACAUGCCAGUGUGCAUGGACCCUGAAGCACGUAUGUGCACGUGAGUGUGAGUGCAUAUUCACAUUUGCUCAGCCCUCCCUUGCCCUGCCAGUUGGUGAUAUCUUUACCCCGACACCGACACGUGAGGAUCAAGCCUCCAAAUUCGUGCUUUAAAUGCGGCUGAUUUCACACCUUCAAAAUAUCCCCUCGGUCCCCCUUACCCUCCUCCCUCUGCCAUCCUGCAGCUCCAGGCCUUUCUUCCUGCUGCAAAACCAACCCAAGCAAUAACCCAGCUCCCCUGCUCUGAGCCAUGACUCAGCAAGAGAUCAGAGGAAGGGCAAUUAUUGGCCUGGAAGUGGGGGCUCACUUCUUAAUCUUCAGCCUUUGCUUCUGUCUGGUAUUUAACUAGAGGAUCUGGGGCAGGGAAAUGGUAACCUAGUUCCCUACAAUGAAAGCCACAGCAGGGGCCCAACAGCCAGCCUCUCAGAGAUGGUGAAGGGACUUUUCCACAUCCUCCAAACUGCCGCCAUGCUGGCUCCAUUCGUCUCAGCUGGAGGGGGCUCAGCGCAAGCCGACGCCCCUCUGUCCGGAACAAUUGCAGAGACAAACUCAGCCCCUCUCUUUGUUCCAUCUCUCUAAAGCACCUUGCCGAGAGCGUCGGCAAACAAGGACGUGUGCGCUGCGUCGCCCCCCGACCUCCAACCGCUGGUACCGUUCCUCCCACUCCACCCCCACUUUUCACUCCUCGGUUUUUCUUUCGAUUUCUGACCUGUUAGUCUUGGAGCAGCGUGGCGAAGGGCACAGAUUGAGCCCAAAGGGGGGGGGGGGGGCUUUAAGAAUGCAGGAUAAGGCGGGGCAAAGCGUAGCAGACCCCCCCCCCCAGCGGCCAGGGCCGGUGCAAGGAAGUUUCGCGCCCUAGGCGAAACUUCCACCUUGCGCCUCCCCCCCCAACCCUGCUGCAGCUCCCCACUCCCCUCCACCCUGAGGCUCCCCCCCGCCCUGAGACGCCCCCCCAUGGCAGCUCCCCCCCUUGCCCUGAGGCACCCCCCCGCAGCAGCUCCCCACCCCCCGACACGGGGAUCCGUGCGGCAGCUCUGACCCAGGGGUUCCCCUGGGCUGCUGGUGGCGCACUGACCCAGGGGAACCCCUGGGCUGCCUGCCGGCGGCUCAGACGCCCUCUCUCUCCCAGCACAUGGCCGUUGUAAAAAAAAAAUUGGGGGCGCCGCUUUUUGGCGGGCUUCUCCCGCAGUUACCAAGGGGCCCUUUGAGAAGUCCAAGGGCAGGUGCAGACGGGAUGCCAGGAAUCAUCUGAGUCUUUGUUAUAUUUCCUACCCGAAAUACCCCUCAAUAAAAACACUGCAGCAAUCGACA
Malaclemys terrapin pileata is the source of this 4873-nucleotide messenger RNA. It is a transcript of the gene RNF157, whose product is annotated as ring finger protein 157. Bases 390 to 2453 code for a protein of 687 amino acids. The record is from RefSeq and is a predicted model, not a curated record. Gene Ontology annotation, molecular function: ubiquitin protein ligase activity. Gene Ontology annotation, biological process: protein ubiquitination. The transcript is spliced from 19 exons. Lineage: Eukaryota; Metazoa; Chordata; Testudines; Emydidae. Gene Ontology annotation, cellular component: cytoplasm.